AUGCGGCGCGCGUGGAGGCGCGGGAGGGGGCGCGGGAGCGCGGCAUCGAGGGGCCGGCCUAGCUGGGGCCCGUGGCCCUGCGUCUUCUGGCUGCGACGGGGGUCCACCGUCCGCAACCGCCGGGCGGGGGGCUCCCGAGGGGCCGGGAGGCGAGCCGGGGUCCCCAGGCGGGUGUGGGCAUCGUGUCCGCAGCCAGCGUCCCUGAGGCCGCGCUCGGGCCAUGACCACUCGGUGAAGUUGCGCUGCGACAGCGCGGCCGACCUCUUCCAGCGCUGUGAGGACCUGUGCGCGCUACAGGACUCGGUGCCUCUGCCCGCCGUGCGCGCUUCCCUGCGGGAGGGCCUGCUGGACUACGACCGCUUCCGCGGGGUGGAAUGGACGCCGCUCCUGAGCACUCUGCCCGUGAUCUGUAUCCAGAGCUUCUUCCAACCACGGCUUGUCGAGACAGGUUGUGACAGAAAUAAAGUUUACAGAAGUCGUGUUCCUGCGAUAAGAAAUAAAGAUGUGACCUUCCAGUUGUGUAAAGCUCAUGAAUGCUGUGUAAGUGCGUCGGGUGCGCUAAGGAACCUGGAGCUAAAUGGGCUAGUUCUGAGAGAGAGAGACUUAACUAUGUUAACAAAGGGAUUGAAUAAAUCAGCCAAUUUGGUGCACCUGUGUCUUGUGAAUUGUCCUAUUGGAGAUGGAGGUUUAGAAAUUAUUUGUCAAGGUAUAAAGAACUCUAUCACUCUUAAGACAGUACACUUCACAGGGUGUAAUCUGACAUGGCAGGGAGCAGAUCACAUGGCCAAGAUCUUAAAGUAUCAGACUACCAGAAGGCAUGAAGCAACCUGGGCUGAGAGUCUUCGUUCCAGGAGACCUGAUCUCGACUGUAUGGCUGGUUUGAGGCGCAUCACUCUGAACUGCAGCAUGCUCAUUGGUGACCUGGGUGCAAUUGCUUUUGCAGAAUCUCUUAGUGAGGAUUUAUGGCUUAGAGCACUUGACCUGCAGCAGUGUGGCCUCACCAGUGAAGGAGCAAAGGCUUUACUAAAGACCCUUGAAACCAACAGAACUCUGGUCGUUUUGGAUAUAAGAAAAAAUCCACUCGUAGAUCAUUCUGUGAUGAAAGCAGUUAUCAAUAAAGGUCUCCAGAAUGGAAGGAGUGCCAAGUCAGAGUACCAGCAGAUAACUUCUCCAUCGGUGAAGGAACCAUCCAAAGCUGCUAGACAGAAAAAGAGAACUAUAAUUUUGGGAAGUGGUCGUAAAGGAAAAGCUACUAUUAGAAUUGGCUUGGCCACAAAGAAACCUGUAAGUAAUGGAAGGAAACACUCUGCUGGUAAAGAAUGUUAUGGUCCUGAACCUCUACCACCUGGUGUGUCUGGUUUCCUGCCGUAGCAUACUGCAGAACGUGCAAAAAGCAACAGUCGUUCAGAAUUCUUUAUUUUGGAACUUCCAUUACGUGGGCGGUCUCCGGUGCUUUCCAUAGAGGAAAAAAGAUAA
Molecule: messenger RNA, 1476 nt
Organism: Balaenoptera musculus (blue whale)
Lineage: Eukaryota; Metazoa; Chordata; Mammalia; Artiodactyla; Balaenopteridae
Product: centrosomal protein of 78 kDa-like
Cellular component (GO): centrosome
Molecular function (GO): protein binding
Source: RefSeq, a predicted model, not a curated record